Messenger RNA from Notodromas monacha, 1986 nucleotides. The record is from the annotation of a GenBank genome assembly. Lineage: Eukaryota; Metazoa; Arthropoda; Ostracoda; Podocopida; Cyprididae.
AUGGAGGCAGCUCGAGUGUAUCAAGAAGCAUUAUACGCGGAAUUGGAGCGCCGAAUUGGCAUCUUGCAAGAAGCGGACGAAAAGCACAAAGGCUGGUGGGCAAUUCCCACACCAAUUGACUACUUACGUCGGUACAGCAAGACCCAUGGAAAUUUGAUACAAUUUGGACAUCUAACACCGAAUGGGAUUCUCGGGUUUGCACGAGACCACAACGUGGCGUUUCGCGCAGGCCUGAGUUUAUUAACAACACCCAACGACUAUCCAAUCUACCCGUGUGUCGGACGCCCACCUUAUUGGUCAUGUAACGGUGGAAUUGUAGAAGGGCGAAAAGCAUCUGCGAAACAUACCCACACCGGAACGGCAGGAAGAACGGGACAAUGUCUGGUGAUGCCGUAUUACGUGAAUCCUGAUGCAACGGGAGCAGAAGGAAACAUUUUCAAAAAAUUCAUGACAUCAGAAUGGUUUCUACAAGAAGAACCAUUUAAUUUGGAAAUGAUCUUGCCCCGAGCCAAGAAUGCGGAUACAACAACACCGUAUCAUCGUCUAGCAGUGGGAAGUUUGGUAGAACUGAAGACAUCACCGAUUUUGGGAAUUGUGAUGAUAAUGACUGAAGCGGGUGUGUGGGUUGUGGGAAAGGAGGGUCGACAAUUUUAUUUCUAUGAAAACAUCUUGCGUGUUUUAAGUCACGGAAUGAUAGAAGGUUCCCAAGCCUCGUUGAACCGAAAGAAGGCGAAGUUAAUGUCAGUGGAAGAAGAGCAUGUGAAACUGGCACAGUCAGAGACGACAAUGGUAACAACACUAAACGCUCGUCGUCGCCUAAUUGAAGAUUCAAACAAGGCCGAAACAGCAGCAAUGAUGAGACUACGAAAGGCCUUUACGGCAAUAACAAAAGUGGAUAGAGAUCACCUAUUGCGAGGUUUUACGGAACCAACAGAACUGUUCCUAAGUUUGGACAACAAUGACGAAGUAAAGAACAUCGGCGAUACAAUCGAAAUGAAGUUGGGAAACGUCACGCUACACGUGGGAAAGGAAAGAGCACUAGAAAAAAUCUGGCGUGAAUCCUUAAAGCUACACGUAGAACCCGAUGUGGAAAGAACAGAUAUGUCACAAAUGGAAGUAAUUGAGGGCGGAACAAUUAACCUGGGAACCAUCGAAGCAUCCGCCGUGUUCAUCCUGGACAAGGAAGAUCCCAAAGAAAACGAAGUGGAUGGGAUAAUGAACCCGAGCGCAAUUGCACUAGGGCCAAGAACAAGGGACGGAUACGGAUUCGUGCACUUGUCGAUGAUCUUCAGGAUUUCAAAAUUCUUUCCAAUCUCACCACCGAAUUACUUUGCCAACGUAGCGGCAGAAAUGGGAUUGACGCAUGAAAUCUACGGGGAACUGAAAGGGAAGAACAUUGAUCUGCCUAUCCCAGGCACAAUCGUCGAUAAUUACAAAUUUAGCACCGAACGAACCCCGAUUGGAGGAGAACCACGACGAAAUUCCUCGAAAAAAGCCAUCAUACUAAUUAGUACCUCGAUGUGUAGCACCUUUCAUUUUGGGGGAAAAAAGGACAGUUAUCGAACUAGAGUAGACUGCGAGGAAUGGGUACAUUACCCUGUGAUGGAUGUGGGAUAUAUGGUGGACGACCUAGACGUCGAGAUUCUACAAACGCCUGACCUUUAUCGGCUGCAUCACCAGCAAUCACAACUCUUAAUGGAGUCGUGGGAUGUUCAGGACGGGCAACACCAUGAUGAGGUAAUUCGGUGGCACGUGGAAGUGCUGACUGGAGUUGGGCCUGGUCCGGAGAAACCCACGUUUUCCUGGGGCCUACCCUUGCGCCCCCUGGUGGCCUGUCCGAACCAUUUCCAUCCCUGGGUGGCGACAACCAGUCGCCAGGCCGUUUUUCUGGCCAAUGGCCGCGAUAAGGCGGUCAAUUGCGAAAUAGGCGCCGUUCCGGUGCCCCAACAGCUGGUGUGGAUCCAGCUUCCUCCAGCCCAAGCGUGA